Molecule: messenger RNA, 543 nt
Organism: Eimeria mitis
Lineage: Eukaryota; Apicomplexa; Conoidasida; Eucoccidiorida; Eimeriidae
Exons: 3
Coding region: 1-543 (180 amino acids)
Source: RefSeq, a predicted model, not a curated record
AUGCAGCAGCAGCAGCAGACACAGCAGCAACAGCAGCAGCAGCAGCAGCAGCAACAAACCCGCAGCAGCUUGCUGCUGAUGCUUUGCCCAUACACGAAGAGACACAGCAGCAGCAGUUCGGAGCAUGCAGCAGCAGCAGCAGACACAGCAGCAACAGCAGCAGCAGCAGCAACAGCAACAAACCCGCAGCAGCUUGCUGCUGAUGCUUUGCCCAUACACGAAGAGACACAGCAGCAGCAGCAGCAGCAGCAGCAGCCAGAAGACAGCCAGCAGCAGCAACUAACACACCAACAGGAAACAGAAAAACACCAGCAGCAGCAGCAGCAGGAGCAGCCGCAGCAGCAGCAGCAGCCGCAGCCGCAGCAGCAGCAGGAGCAGCCGCAGCAGCAGCAGCAGCAGCAGCAGCAGCAGCAGCAGCAGCAGCAGCAGCAGAAGGAGAAGGAGAAAGAGCUGCUAGCUAUAGCCACAGCUCUGUCUUCUCAUUUCAAUGAUAAGCAAACCACCACCUGCACGGCAACAAGGAGAAGGAGAAAGAACUGCUAG